Messenger RNA from Zeugodacus cucurbitae (melon fly), 2992 nucleotides. RefSeq lists its product as uncharacterized. The coding region runs from base 277 to 984 and encodes 235 amino acids. NCBI's taxonomy places the organism in Eukaryota, Metazoa, Arthropoda, Insecta, Diptera, Tephritidae. The transcript has 2 exons. The record is from RefSeq and is a predicted model, not a curated record.
AAACCGCAAAAACAAUAAACAAAGGAACGGACACGAACAGUCGGUUCAGAGCGUUUGAGUGUCUCGCUUCGCGGAACGGCAACGGAGAUCAAAGAAUAUUCUGUUUAUUAACUACUCAUACGUUUAAGAGGCGUAUCGCGCUAGAACUGCUGGCAACGCAAAGAUAUUUUUGAAAAUUUGAAAGUCAUUAUUAUAAAAAAAAGUAAAGUGAAACGAAAACAAAUAAACAAUAAAAUUUUCUGUAGCAACGAAUCGUUCGAAUCAGCGCGAUUCACAAUGCUAGACACGAUCGUUUACAUACCCACAAUAUUGGCGUACGUUUUCAUCCUGCUGCUCGUGAUCAUCCUUUGCUUCAUUGUGGUCUACGUCAGCCACAGGAUCUACGUGUGCAUCUACGACAAUCUACCGGUGGCGCAUGCGGCCAUUUCUACCAUAAUGAGCAUGGAAUAUAAGGACAAUCUGCCCAGCAAAAGUAACAGCGGCAUCGUGUUGCGAUCGAACGAAGCACUGCACGAGCGAAAGGCGAAAACAGCGCUGCGAAUAAUUGUCACUCUGGCGCCGUGCUACUUGGCCUAUGUGCCACUGGACACUGAGAAACACAGCAAGUCUACGGAUGAUUUCGAAUUGGGCGCGGACAAUCACGAACACAAAAUAAUUAAAUAUUAUGAUCGCCUCUCGCAGAUACCAAUAAUGGAUAACAUGACGACUUGUGUCAGCGAACGCCAGUUGUACCCCAGUUCGCGUCGGGUAUCCAGUCGCCGAGCAUCGUUGCGACUUGCGGCAAACACCACAGGCAAUACGCCCAUAAAUACCGUCGCCACUUCCACCACACGACUAAUGCAAUUCGCCGAGGCAGCUAAUAACUACCGAGAGGUCACCACGUCCAGUCUAUCCGCUCCUACAAUGCGUCCUUCGGUCACCUUCGCGAACGCCAUGAAUGCGCUCGGAAACAUCAAAAUCAAUCCGCCAGAAGAUCCAAUUUAAUGCAGGCACUCUAUAAACCCCCGUUUGACUGGUUCACUAUAAGAAGUGCACUGAUUUCAAUUUACAUACCAACACUCACACACGCACGCCACACUAAUCACAUAUGCAUACUGCUUACAUACAGUAAGUAUGUGUUUACGAGGUUAAUUACGGUAUUAUGCAGUUGAAAACUCGUUUCUAUUAUUACUAGAGUGCGGCAUUUAAAAGCAAUAUCACCACUUAGAGCUGCAUGAGAUUGAACGACAUAUUUCACACCGACACACGUACAUAUGUACAUAUGUAUAUAUGGAUGGAUAUCAUUGUAUAUACUUAAAUUCAUAUGCGCUCAUGCAUAUUUAUAAGCGCGACUAAUGCAUGAAACAUUUUAUUGUAAUUUACAGUUCAUUUCAUUUACUUCGGUCAAACACGAAAUAUUGCCCUUCAAAGCCCCGCAGACACAAGUGGUUCACAAAUAAUUAUUAUAAUUUAUAACUACUUCGUUAAUUGCAACUGCAAAUCUUUUUGAAUAACCGCAUCAGUAUGUUGAAGUAGCUUAAGUCGACAUUAACUACUUUUGGCAAAUUGUGUUAUUCUGGCCAACUGAGACUCGUGGCGCGAUCAAUUAUUUAGAAACAGCAGGUGAGGAAGUCGUUCACUAGUUCAAUAAAAAUUUUAACACCUGCUUAGCUUGAGUUGACUUAAACUACUGCAACAUUUUGACAAAGAGAUAUGAGUAGUGUCUUUUUAAAGGGGGUUGUCUACAUCUUAGCUAUUUUCUCACAAAAUAAGAAAACGUUAUAAGGGAAAUAUUGACAGUCCUAAUGAAAAACAGCAUUUGUGUUUGGGAACUAUGUCAUUACUUUGUACUAACUACACAAUUUGACAAAAAUAGGACCUUUUCAUUUAGAGCUACAUAAUUCUAAAGUUGUAAUUAUCCCCUUUUGCAAUAUAUAUCCCAUUUCAGUAUUCUUUCUUCAGUGCUGCAGUUUUGAUUGCCAUCUCAGUUCAUAUAAAUUGUACCAUUUCUCCCAACUGUUUCUUGAGUAAACUUGAAAUAGCUUUCUUCUUGCAUUCUUUCAUUGGUCGUUCUACCACAUCCAAAUUAUCUAAAGUCAAAUUUUAGAACCCGUCAUCUCCUAGUCCUUACUCCUUUUAUGCUAUGAAUAAAGCUAUUUUUUUUUUGGUUAAAACAAUCCGUUUUCAAAUAGACGCUCCUAUUUAAAGAUUUUAUACUUGGAAACUAUCUCGUUCAGAUCAUAAUCCAAGUGACAAAAUUUUGUAUAUUAUCACUGAGAACAAGUUAAAAAUUAAUUAAAAAAAUAAAAAUGUAAAUAUCCUCUCUUGAAAAGACACUCCUCAUAUUUAUAUAACAAAUAUUGCAUGUAAGUCAACUUUGAAAUACAAUUUAUGUGUAUAUGUACAUGUGCAUUAAAUUAAGUCCCAAUAAUCUAUAUAUGUAUGUGUAAAUAUCUAUGUAUUAUUAUAGAUAUAUAUACAGGGCUAUUCUUUCAGUAUAAAUUUAUAUAAAAGCAAAAUCCCAUAUAUAAAUAGUAUAUACUCCUAUAUACAAACUUAUUUAUAUAUAAAUCGCUGAUUCAAUAUAAAACUGUCACAUAGGAAAAGAAAUCUUAGAAAAUAAGUAAAUUUCGAGUUUAAAAUAUUUAUGUGUAAAUAAACCGUUAUUUUGACAACAUAUAUCUAUACAUUUGUAAACAGUACUAUAUGACCUAUGCAUCAUUAAAGAUAGUAUAAGGAGGGCUCUUUGGCAAAUCGAGAAUUUACACAUACAAAUUGUGAUAGUACUUAUGUAAGUAGGUGCAUACAUGCAUUCAUAUGUAGUAUUUAAAUGUUAUGAUAUUUUAAUAUCCAUCAAAAUUAUAUAUAUUUAUACCCUAAAUCGUUAUAUAAUAUAAUUGCAAUUAUAAUUUAUAGAUUUUCCGAAGCAGCUAGUCGUUAUGUAUGGUAUUCAGGAACACAUUUAGUAAACUAAGCUCAAUAAAUCGUAAAUAUUAGCUAUUCAUACAAACAA